ACGAAAGAUACACAUUCAAUAAAUACGGAUAUCGAGAUUUCCCCUAGAAAAUUGGACUCUCAUUGUCGAAUCACUAGACUCGGUGUUGACUUCAGUAGUUCAGUUAUUCUUUCCCGCUUGUACGGGAGUCGGGAGUUUUGGUGUUCAAGCUUAAGUAAACAAUAUUAUCAUUUAAAUGAAGAGUUGAACAUGGGAAAAACAACAAAAGUUGUUGUUUGCGGAAUGAAAGGUGUAGGAAAGACUGCAUUAUUGGAACAACUCGUAUACGGAAAUGUUAAUUCGAAGACAGAAAUUCAUCCUACGAUUGAAGAUAUCUAUGUUGCGAACAUAGAGACGGAUCGUGGUACUAAGGAGAAAGUGCGAUUUUAUGAUACAGCAGGACUGGAAUCACCCCAAAAUAACGCGAACAAUCAACAACUUCCACGGCAUUACCUUGGUUUUGCCGAUGGCUACGUUCUGGUGUAUGAUACAGCGAAGCCGGAGUCUUUAGAUGUACUUUUCCCAUUAAAAAAGGAUAUAGACAGAAACAAAGAUAAGAAAGAAAUAACUGUGAUUGUUGUUGGGAAUCGAUCUAAAGCAGAAGAAGAUUCCCAUAGUUUGGAGAAUACAGCAAGCAAGGCUGCAAACUGGUGUACUAGAGAAAAGCUUAAGCAUUACGAAGUAAAUGUCAUGGAAAGGACUAGCUUGUUUGAAGCAUUUGUUCAUCUGUCCUCCAGAUUGAAUCCUCCAACCAAUAAAAGUACUUUCCCACAGCUAAGUAUGGGUAGGAAAAAUUUCAAAGUUGAAGCACUUUAAUCGCAAUUAUUUGUGCUUU
Molecule: messenger RNA, 814 nt
Organism: Colletes gigas
Lineage: Eukaryota; Metazoa; Arthropoda; Insecta; Hymenoptera; Colletidae
Gene: kappaB-Ras
Product: NF-kappa-B inhibitor-interacting Ras-like protein
Exons: 2
Coding region: 190-795 (201 amino acids)
Biological process (GO): canonical NF-kappaB signal transduction
Molecular function (GO): GTPase activity; GTP binding
Source: RefSeq, a predicted model, not a curated record